Molecule: messenger RNA, 6774 nt
Organism: Mycosarcoma maydis (corn smut)
Lineage: Eukaryota; Fungi; Basidiomycota; Ustilaginomycetes; Ustilaginales
Exons: 1
Coding region: 1-6774 (2257 amino acids)
Biological process (GO): establishment of protein localization to chromatin; regulation of gene expression; replication-born double-strand break repair via sister chromatid exchange
Cellular component (GO): Scc2-Scc4 cohesin loading complex
Molecular function (GO): chromatin binding
Source: RefSeq, a predicted model, not a curated record
AUGGGCCAUUCGCAUCACACGGCGCAUUUGGCUGAGCCGGGUUCUCCGACACUAGCAGUGGCAAGAACGAAUGCUUCCCACCAUGCUGCUCAGCAACCGCUACAGCCGCUACAGCCACCUCGUGCCUCGUCUUCGCUUGACGCCGCCAUGUCGCCAAGUCCGAAUGUCAUUCCUCGCCAGCAAAGGUUUUCGUCCGCUUCGUUGUCGGCACACCCGACACAAGCGCCACAGACACAGUCCCUUGCAACACCAGCCCAUAACAAGUCGAAAUCAAGCCUCGUCGCUAACACCGCUCCAACUACAGUCGGCCAUUCAGCUCGUCCCAUCAUUCCAUUAUCAUCGUCACAUUCAGCUACUGUAGGCUUUACAGCCGCCAACGUGCCUCUGCCCCAAUAUGCCUCGCCCAGUCAAAUCUUGGCCACACAGCCAGCAGCAGCACCUUCAUUAGCAAUGUCGCCGCCUUCUCCAGCACAUUCUGUCGAUCCGCUGGCUAUGCGUCUCUCGCAAGAGCCUCAAACUCCACCUCUGCGUGUGCAUCAGAUGCUGUCGGUUCAAGAGAGCCCCGAUCCACUCAAUUUGCUCUCGCCCAACGCUCAGUUCUCCCUCUGGCAGAAUUUGAGUUCCUCAUCUCUGCCUCCACAGCCGUUGGCGCACAACGGCACUCACCGCCAACACGCUCUGCAGUCAACUGACGCUGUCAUGGCGAGAGCGCAAGUGACAAAUGGUGCUUUGUCGAGCAAACGCAAGGACUCGACGUCCGCCGACAAGCCCAAACGAAAGCGCAGCAAGAAAUUCAAACACGAGCAGCCUCUCCUGCCUCCCGCUUCGGAUUCGCAAGCAAAUGCCCCGCCGACAUCUUCGUUGCCAGAUCAAGUCAUUCCUGCAAAGCCAAAGUCGUUAAAACUGAAACAGCUCGUAAAGAAGGAUCACGUGAUCAGCAAAUACGACGAUGAUGAGCCUUCCCUGAUGCCCCCUAUCACGGUCCAGAUUCCAGUUUCUGUUUCUGACUCGUAUGGUGCGCCUUCUGACCUUCGAUCGUCGUCUGCGACUCCAGCGUCGACGCUGACUACCAACAAAAAGAAGAAGAAGCGCAGUCGCAAGUCUUUGUCGGAACUUGUCCACCAGAUCGUCGAGGACAGCGACUCCGGUAUGGACGCAGAGGGAAGCGAAUGGGAGGGUCUCGAGAUCCUCGAAACUUACCAGCCCGAAUCUGUCUCCGAUGGUCCAAAGAGUCUCGCAAAGAUGAGCAACGGCCCUGUCAAGAGCUCGCAGCGCAAGGUGCCCAUUGCCAAGCUCUGCGGUCUCGUUGAAGAUCUCUUCGAAGCAGACGAUUCCUUGCCCGACCGUGACUCUCUCCAAGACCUCCUACCCGGCCACAGCCUUUCUCCUGCUGCUGACCAAUUCUUCGAGAUCAUCGAAUCGCCGUCUGCCCUCGGCGGUGAGUCCCGCUCCGUCCUGGUUCUGCGUGCAGCUGCCCUCCACAAACUGCUCAAGCUCAUCGUCAGCUGCUCACGCCCGCAGACCGAGGUUUCCACCUUGUCCGGGAUUGCUCAAGCAGGAACCAACCCCAGCCUCAGCGCAAUUCCCGCUGCCGACAUGAUCCGGCUGCUCGCUAUUCUGGAACGCACCGCGCGUCUAGCUGAAAGCAUCGACCCUUUCCCAUCGCACGCUAGCCGUGCCCUUGUGUCGGAGCCAGCUUCUCCAACCAAGCCUAAGAAAGGCCGUAGGGUCGACUUCCGCAGCAAGUCGGCUUCUAAAACACCAGAGCCUACACAGACUCCGGAGGAUUCCGGCAAGAAUCCGAUUGAGCAAGGAGCGGACGCAACCAGAGACGCAGGCGACGCAAAUAAUGAUUCAACAAUAGCCAGACACGAGUCAGCAUCUUCUGACGAUGAGCUCGACAAGCUUAAUGCGACCUUUGUCGUCACGGACCGUGCCAUACUAGCCACCGAAUGCUGCCUUGGCAUUUUGACAGGCGAUGUCCUACCCAAACAGAUCCUUUCCGAAGAUCAGAUUCGCUCCUCAUUCGAGGCUGUCAAAACCUGCCUUGACAAGAUCUUACUCCCCUUCAUCGAAGCAUGCUCUGGGAGCGCCGCCACCGCACCUCACCCGAACCUCGUCCUGCUCAUCGACGUCUUGGCUCCGCAAAAGGCUCGCAAGAAAAAGGCUGCUGCGCCAAACUUAGAUGAGUCAACCUCCAGCAUCGGCAUCAUCUGUCGCAACACACUCUCCGACCUCUUUGCACAUCUCUGCUCAGCGCUAUACUUUGUCCAGCGCAUGGUGCGCAUGCCUUCUAUCGCGCUCUCGGACUCCAUUGUCAUCAGCGCCGUCUACAUCGCGCUCGGCCCUUUCUUCGUGCUCGAGCCAGAGUCAGCCAGUGGGGCCGCUUCGAGCGAGACUGCUAAAGCUGCAGCUCGUGGCCGAUCUGCACUGCUUUCCCUCGGCGGUGCCAAUUCGAUGAAGACGCUGCGGCUACCAGCCCUCAAUCUUCUUCGGACCAUAUUUGCAAAGGCGCCAGACCAACGCCAAUGGAUGAUCGAGGAGAUCCUCACUUCGCUGUCGAAGCUCACCGACAUGAAGAAGAAUCGACGACAAUACAGUCUGCGCAAUGGCAAGGGUAUCCAUUCCAUCAACGCUUUGUUGCUGCAGCUCAUCCAAGCUGCCUCGCACGGCGUAGCUAGCUACGCUCGUUCCACUGUUGAUCGUCUCUCGCGGAGCAAAGAUGGCCAAAAUGACAAUCAAAACGACAACGCCAUCGACGAACUUGAUUGCAAUGCCGAUCCAGAAAGAACGCAAGCGCUUGAGGUCGUCAUCGAAGCAUUCAACGCAACCAGUGAGCCGGACGCGAACAACCCUAGAGAGGCCGAAAUCGCAAUCUGGAGACGCGGACUGGAAGGCGCUAAUGCCUCGGCCCGGUCCAUCGCUGGCUACCUCAUGCAACGCAUCGGCCAAACCAAGGUGUCCAAGUCAUCGCAAGAGAUGAGCCAUACCUACGUUAUCGAAUCCCUGAUUCAAGAUCUGUUGAGCGCGCUUUUCCUGCCAGAAUGGCCAGCAGCAGCCUUGAUGCUCAGCGCUUUCUGUCGCGUGUUCGGCAAUUAUCUUGAGGAUGUCAAAAGCCAUCCGGAUGCAAAGGGUGUCGCUCUCGAACAGCUGAGCCUCGUCGCUGCGAGACUUCGUCAAAGCCAGUUGCAGUUACAGCCCUCUCGUGCAGAUGCACCAACUAGCCCAGCCCAUCCUGUAGUUGCCGAGUCCUUUAAACAGGACACCGAUGGUGAUCAUCCAACGCUCCAGCACUUGGAUCCUCUCAGUCAGACCAAAGAACCCAAGUUCGCGACCUGGGACUAUCUUUCCAUGCUCAGGGCCUUGCGUGAAGGUGAUCGGCGUGCCAUCCAGGAAUACGUGCGUGCUUACAAGUUCAUCUCUCAUUUCCUAGCAAAGACGAGUAACGAGGACAUGUCGACAGAAGGUGCGCUUGAAUUUUUGCUCGUCCACGCCGAAGGCGAAUUGGCGACUGCAUGGGCAAAGAUCGAGGACGACAAGGUUGCCCUGAGCAACGCGGAAGAAGACACCGCAGCUCAGAUCGCUAACUUGCAGCGCUUCCGCGAGGAUCUUGACCAAGCGAUGCUCAUGCUCUCGGAAUUCGACGCCUCGGCCAGCGACUCAUCUUUCGAUGCUUUCGCCUCUGACAACAAGAUGCUCGAAAGGGCAAUCGACCUCUCCGAACGUGCUCUGGUCGCUAGCAGCUCCAUGAUUUCAUAUCCAGUGUUGCGAGACCUGCUCCUGGAAGGUCUCAAUAAUCCGCUGAUCGCCAAUCGCAGCAAGGCGCUCCGCGGCAUCGAUCGAAUUGCUCAGAUCGAUCCUGAUCUGCUCGAUGAAGACACCAUGCGCAGCGCAAUCGAGGUUCGCCUGCGAGAUUCGAGCAAUGCAGUCAGAGAUAGCGCAGUUGCUCUCUUCGGCAGCUACCUUCUCCGGAAGCCACACCAUAUUCCCAAGUACUACAAGCAGAUAGCUGCGCGCAUCCUCGACACCGGCCUUUCCGUGCGCAAGCGCAUGGUUCGCCUUCUCAAGAGCCUGCAUGAGGCGGCUAAUGACCCCAAAAUCCGUAUUGACGCUUGCGCUCGCAUCGUCCGCUGCAUCAACGACGAAGACACAGUCGUUCAGGACAUGGCUGUUCUCACCAUCGGCGAAAUGUGGCUCGAAAUGGACAUUGAUGCGCGUCGUCUGUACACACGGCGCAGGGGUAGUCCGCUGCAAGCCACGCCUGUCACACCGCAACCUGUGGAUGCGGACGAAGCGAAGCAAGGCAGUGCUGAAAAAGUGCAAGAUACGGCGGGAAAGCCGGAAUCAGAAGGCGACGUUGCACAACCGACGGAUGAACCUGUAGAAGAGACUGAGGCCGACAAGAAGGUGGCCGAUACCAUCGAGAUCAUUAUGGCCGUUGCAGACGUCAUUAAGGAGCGUCCGUCGCCGUUGGAAGAGGUAUUCAGGCGCCUCUUUAAGGAUAAGUCCGAGAGUGAGGCAGCCGAGUUGCACGCAAAACUGCAAAGACUUGGCGAUUCCAUGAUCGACAGCUUGGUCGAGUCGAGCGGCGCGUCGAGCAUCGACACGGUCAAGCGCAUCCGCAUCGUACAGCUGCUUGUCUCUACGAACCCGGCCAUCCUCACCAUAUCGAAAGCCAAGCUGCUCCUUCCCUACCUCAAAGCAGCACAGACGAGUGAGGAAGUGCAGAUCAUGGAUCUGCUGUUGAGGAUUUUCCGCUCGUGCCUGCCCCACAUGCCCAAGACAGCCUCGGCGUUUGCCGAAUCCUUGGAGAAGAGUCUUCGUCCUCUGGUCAAUCGACCUCCGCCAAAAGCAGGCCUGCAUCUUCUGCAGGAACUCAUCGCUUGCUACUGUGCCGUCAUCAUCACGCACACGCGCAACUUCCGGCUACUGAUUCAAACGCUCAAGGCAUGCUUCAUGCGUGUGCAGGCGAUGCGACAGAUGGCGCUUAAAGGUCACAAAGUGGAAGAGAACAAAGCUUGGAGCACCCUCAUGUCCCUGACCGCUUCGCUGUGCGAGCAUGCUGACUUUGACGAACUCCGCAAGAAGUAUCCCGAGACGGCAGCCGAGGUCGAUGCCGUGAGCAAGCGUCCACUGAUCGACGUGGUUUCGGAGGCGCUGCUUGAUAUUCAUAAGACCGGAAGUGAGACGGUGCGCUCUGUAGCGCUGCAGAACCUUGGCUUUAUCUUCCGUGCUCAUCCCACGCUCAUGACUCGGCCGUCGCUCACGGCCAUGAUGGACGGCAUCUUCGCCUCGGGCUCGCUGCAGGAUCGCGCGACGCUGCUCAAGAUUAUCCUGGACUUUUUGAGUGCAGAUGCUCUGCGUCGCAAUCCAGAUAAUGCGGUUGUCACCGCGGGCACUGGACGACGCAAGCCCGAGAACCCCGACGCAGGCAGUGUCGACAUGACGGUUCUGGUCGGCAACACCGAGACCUUUGCCGACACGGGCGUUGGCUCAGCCAUGAUGCAACGCUACUCGGAGGACGUACUUAAGGCGACGCUCGAGGUGUCGAACCCUCUGUUGCAGCGCACCGCCAUCGACAUCCUGCGUUUCACAGUUUUGCAAGGUCUUUCGCAUCCGAUCCAAUGUGUGCCGUAUCUUGUAUCGCUGGAAACGCUCGAGGACCGCAAACUUCGCAGUCGAGCGAUGGAACUGCACAGCCAUCUGGCUUCCAAGCACGCUUCGCUCGUGCAGGCUCGUUUCCUCGAUACUGCGCGGUCUGCUUUCCGCUUCCAGCGCCAGCUGGCCACAACGCAGGCGCUGCGCGGCUUCCGGGUCGACAGCAUGCCGGUUGCGGUACUCGGAGCGUGGUACAGUUUGCUGCGAGAUCGUCGAGCUACACGACUCGACUUCCUCAAGCAAAUUGUCAAGGCGCUCGACGCCAAUACGGCGGCGUCGGACUGUAGCAUGGAAGAGGUGUUGUUCGCGCGCUUCAUUGCGGACAACCUGGCAACGCUCGACUACAAGACGAUGGAAGAGCUUUUCAUCGUGAUCGGCGAACUACGCUCGAUCCUGGCUGUCUCGGGCAUGCAGGUGCUGUACAUGAUACAGCCACAUCUGCCAAAGCAGGAUGCUCGGUCGAAUUCAGCUCUGAACGAGACGCUGCAAGAUGGUAUGAGGACGCCGCCGCAAGCUGGAGCUGCUGCGCCCGGAGGAGAUCUGAUUAGUCCGUUUGACAUGUCUCGCAACCCGUGGCUAACGGGAGAAUGGCAGCUGGAACUGGCGAGUGAUGCUGCUCGAGCGAUGGGUACAGUGAAUCCGACGCAGAUCUUGGGCUGCUCGCAACCUGAACCUGCGGGACCUGCGGAAAUCGUGGACCACAGCACGGCACGGACCAGCUUUGUAUCUGCAGCCCAGCACGACGAUCAAGACACAGCAGCAUCCAAUACACAAGUGGACGCGGUUACGAUCGCCAAAAUGUCGCUCAUCUCUGGCACAGCGCUGUUGCUCCGAAACCACCUGAAGCAGCUGUACGGUCUGAGCGAGGCGCGCUGCGCCAAGUUCAAUCCGAGCAAGAAGCAGAGCGCUGGAGCGGACAAGCCGGCGACGAUGCGCGCGCUGUUGGAUCCGAUGCAGGCUGCGCUCGAUCUGAGUGCUAUGCCAUUUGGUCUGGACGAGGUUAAGAGCGAAGAAGAUGCGCAGAAGCAGAUGCUGGCGUAUGCCACGAUGGUGGAGAAUGAGGGCACAAUGAUGGAGCCGGACGAUCCGGAUGCGUUCGAUGACCUUGCACUGUGA